AUGACCAAGAUCGCCUGGAUUGCCGACAUAGAAAAAGCGUUUUUGAAUAUAGCGCUACAGCCCGAAGAUGCAGAAGCGAUCAGGUUUUUAUGGUCUACGGAGCCAAGUAAAAUUGGCUCCCCGCUGAUUGUUUACAAAUGGUUAAGAGUUCCGUUUGGCAUGAGUCCUAGUCCCUUCUUGCUUAGAGCAGCUGUAAACAAGCACCUAAAAUCAGUUUAUUCUAGAUAUCCAGAGACGGUGGAUCAAUUAAUGGAAAAUUUAUAUGUCGACGAUUAUUUAGGCGGAGCAGACGAAGUCGAAACGGCCAAAACAAGAGAACCCGAGACGAAUAUCCUAUUCAGUGAAGCACAACUCAACAUGAGGAGCUACGCAACAAAUAGCGAAGAGCUCCGUCAACACCUGGAAGAAAAAGGCCUCGAAAAUCAAGCAGUAGGUCUUCUGUCUCCAUCUUUGGAUAAACAACAGAAAGUGCUCGGGAUCCGGUGGGAUACUGGAUCCGAUACGUUACAAUUCGAGCCGUCCACAAUCGUACAAGCAGCUGAAGAAAUCGGCGAAAAAAUCACAAAGAGGAAAAUUUUAAGUAUUUCAUCUAGAAUUUUUGAUCCUUUAGGUUUUCUAGCCCCAACAGUCCUCCUGCUAAAGAUAAUUUAUCAACAGCUUUGGGAGAAAGAUGUAGAUUGGGAUGAAGUUGCCCCGGAAGAAAUCCAAAAAUCAUGGAAAGCAGUGAUGAAAGGUGUCAUCAACUUCAACCAGCUGAAAAUUCCACGCUGGGUAGGAUUUGGAAAAGACAUAGUGGUAGCAGAAUUACACGUGUUCGGAGACGCAUCGGAAGAUGCGUACGGAGCCGUAGCUUACGUACGGCUCCAAAGAGAAAAUGAAAAGCCGUUCACCACAUUUCUCGUCAGCAAAACGAAAGUAGCCCCUCUACCAAAACGUAAGGUCACCUUACCACGCUUAGAAUUAUUAAGCUCUCUUUUGGCAGUCCGUUUAGGUGAAGCUGUAAGAAAAGCGCUGCACAUUGAAAAAUGGAGAGUGACGUAUUGGUCGGAUUCAUUGGUAACGCUCGGAUGGAUCCGAGGUGACGCCAACAGGUGGAAGCCGUUUGUCCGAAAUCAAGUGGAGACAAUUCAAGGUGUCUCCGAGAAGAAUUGGUGGAAGCACUGCCCAGGAGUCCAGAAUCCAGCGGAUCUUGCUUCGCGGGGAGGGCCAGCACAAGCGCUGGUAGACUCUCAGCUGUGUUGGCACGGACCCGAAUGGCUGAUCGAAGAAGAAGACAAUUGGCCGGAUUCUACACCAGAAAAGCAAGAUCCAUCCAUUCAAGAAGCUAUUGAUGCAGAGUCAAGAGGAGCAGUAGUUAACAUCACUGCUGCCGUUGCAAUGCCAACUGAGCCUAUCGACUGGGACUUAGAAUUCGUCUCAACCUGGAAUCGUUUUCUGUGGAGUCGAGCCUGGAUGCUUAGGUUCUCCAACAGAAGCCGUAAAAGAACACGUGACCCAGGCGUAGGACUAACAGAAGCAAUCAAAGUGAAAGAUAAAGUUAUCAGAGUCGUGUGA
Daphnia pulicaria is the source of this 1554-nucleotide messenger RNA. RefSeq lists its product as uncharacterized. The transcript has a single exon. The record is from RefSeq and is a predicted model, not a curated record. Lineage: Eukaryota; Metazoa; Arthropoda; Branchiopoda; Diplostraca; Daphniidae. The coding region runs from base 1 to 1554 and encodes 517 amino acids.